Molecule: messenger RNA, 1684 nt
Organism: Sorex araneus (European shrew)
Lineage: Eukaryota; Metazoa; Chordata; Mammalia; Eulipotyphla; Soricidae
Product: transmembrane protease serine 11B
Exons: 10
Coding region: 79-1329 (416 amino acids)
Biological process (GO): proteolysis
Cellular component (GO): plasma membrane
Molecular function (GO): serine-type endopeptidase activity
Source: RefSeq, a predicted model, not a curated record
UUUUACUGUCACAACCGUCAUUCUCACCAUCACCACACCACCGCUGUUCCCUGACAGCACCACAACGAUCAGAAUAUUAUGUACAGACCUCACUUUACUUCCCCAAGAGGAUCCUGGCCAGUAUGGAGCACGGUUCUUAUUUUUCUUGGAGUGGCCGCUAUCUUGGGAGUAACCAUUGGUCUACUUGUCCAUUUUCUUGCUGUUGGAAAGAUUUACUAUUACCAAGGAGAAUUCCACAUUACUGGAGUCAGAUACAAUAUUAGUUGUGAAACUGCAACUUCACAAGCCGGUACAGAACUGAGUAGAGAUAUUGAAAAUAAAAUAUAUGAUGCAUUUCAAAACUCUAGUAUAUACAAGGACUAUAUCAAUUCUCAGUUCAUCAAAUUUCUUCCUCAAGCCAAUGGUUCGAUUGUACAGUUAGAGUUGGUAUUCAAGUUUCCUCCUGCAAAGAAGAAUAUCAGGAAGACGGAAAUUGAAGACAUCUUACGUCAGAUAUUACAGGACAACAUGGCAUCCUGGCAAGCAGUUCCCACUUCCAUUAAACUUACGGAAAUUAGCAAGGCUAAUGCUGAAUUGCUUACCAACAACUGUUGUGGUAGACCACUGGUUAACAGUUUAGCAGAUAACAAAGUUGUUAAGGGGAAAGAUGCCCUGUCCGGGGCCUGGCCCUGGCAGGCCAGCCUGCAGUGGAGAGGCCAGCACUUUUGUGGAGCUUCUCUCAUCAGCCGCAUUUGGCUAUUAACCGCAGCUCACUGCUUGCAGAGGAUAAAGAAUUUGGACGACUGGACCAUCAACUUUGGAACUAUAGUCAAUAAACCUCUUAGGAGACUGAAAAUUAAAAAUGUUAUUUUACAUGAAUAUUAUAAAAACAGCACAAAUUCUGAUGAUAUUGCCCUCGUGGAACUUGCCGAAGAAGUCUCUUUCACAAAGUAUAUUCGCAAGAUUUGUCUUCCUGAAGCCGAUAUGAAACUCUCCCCAAAUGACAGCGUUGCUGUCACGGGAUGGGGAGCACUUUAUAUGAAUGGCAUCCUUCCAGUCACCCUACAACAGGCCUUUGUGAAUAUUAUUGACAACAAAAUUUGUAAUGGUUCAAAUUCAUUAUCUGGUUUGGUGAGUGAUAAAAUGCUGUGUGCUGGAUUUAUGUCAGGAGGCGCUGAUGCAUGUCAGCGUGAUUCUGGAGGACCACUAGCUUACCAAAACUCUAGAAAUAUUUGGAUUCUUGUUGGAAUAGUAAGUUGGGGUGAUGGAUGUGGUAAAAAGAAUAAGCCAGGUGUGUAUACUCGAGUGACUGCUUAUCGUGAUUGGAUUACUACCAAGACUGGAUUGUGAAAGAAAAGAGAUUUUGGAAUGGGACACAAAGGCAAUUCCAAAUGGCUUUGAAUUACCAAUAGCAUCCUCUACCUUAUUAUGCAAUUUUGCCUUUCACCUUGACUAAAGAAGAUUCAAUUCUUUCCUAUCCUGAAGAAAGUUCUUAUGGGGGGAGAAGGGACAUUGUUAUUAAAUUUGUAAUGGUGAGUGGUGAAGUAGCUUUGCAAAUAGAAAACAGUGAUAUGGGAAGUAUUGUAAAUCACAUAUCAAGUCAAAUAGGAAAAUAUAUUUCUACUGCUAUAAUUUGUAUUCUAGUACUAAAAUAAGUACUUACUCUUUUUUGUAAUUAUGAGUGUUGAUUAAAAUGAAUUCAUAA